AUGAAACACACUUUGGGAUAUUGCCCAAGAGUUGAAGAAGAAAAACAACCAACGAUAGAAUUUGAAACAAAGGAACCAACAUGGAAGGAAGUUUGUGAGGUGGUAAAAAAGGCAAGAACAGGAUCAGCACCUGGGUACAGUGGUGUACCAUACAAAGUCUACAAGAAAUGCCCAAAGAUACUUAGAAAACUGUGGCAGCUAUUCCGAAUACUAUGGAAAAAAGGAACCAUUCUUGAGAGCUGGCAGAAAGCAGAAGGAUGCUUUGUACCAAAAGAAAAGGAUUCAAAAGAUAUCUCACAGUUUAGGACAAUUUCAUUGUUGAGCGUCGAGGGAAAAAUCUACUUCUCUGUAUUGGCAAACAGGAUGACAAAGUAUAUGGUAGAGAACAGCUACAUUGAUACAUCUAUGCAGAAAGGGGGUAUUGCAGGGUUUUCAGGAUGUGUAGAACAUACAAGUGUCCUUAUCCAACUCAUACAUGAGGCAAAGACAGGAAAGAAGAACUUGGCAGUAGUCUGGUUAGAUCUGGCAAAUGCGUAUGGAUCAGUACCACACAAAUUGAUAGAGAUGGCAAUGGAUCACUACCACAUUCCAGAACACAUCAAGAAAAUAGUCUUAACGUAUUUUGAUGGAAUACUGCUGCGAUUUACUGUAGAUAACAAGACCACAGCAUGGCAGAAAUUAGAGAAAGGAAUAGUUACUGGUUGUACCAUCUCACCAAUACUAUUCAUUAUGGAUAUGAAUAUCAUCAUGAAGGCAGCAGAAAGAGAAACAAGAGGUCCAAAGACAGAUUCAGGGAUUUUUCUACCAGCAACAAGAGGGUUCAUGGAUGACCUUACAGUAACAACAUCAUCCCAUAUUCAAGCAAGAUGGAUACUGACAGCACUGGAAGAAGUAGUCACUUGGGCAAGGAUGAAAUUUAAACCAAGGAAAUCAAGAUCAAUGAUACUGAAAAAGGGGAAGAUAACAACAAAGUUCCAGCUUAAGAUCCAAGGGGACGAAAUACCAACAAUAGUAGACAACCCUAUAAAGUGCCUUGGAAAAUGGUUUGAUGAUACCCUUAAAGACAAUACCAGUGUGAAGACAGACAGUACAAACUCAGGUUGUAGAAUGGCUUAA
Mytilus trossulus (common blue mussel) is the source of this 1116-nucleotide messenger RNA. RefSeq lists its product as uncharacterized. The record is from RefSeq and is a predicted model, not a curated record. The transcript has a single exon. NCBI's taxonomy places the organism in Eukaryota, Metazoa, Mollusca, Bivalvia, Mytilida, Mytilidae. The coding region runs from base 1 to 1116 and encodes 371 amino acids.